CACUCCAUAACUCACCUAAGUCACCCUCUCCCGCCGGAGCUAAAACGCUGGUUGUGGGCGCUCAAAGGCUGUCCAUAGCCCUACAAAAUUAAAAGGGUAUCUAUCUAUUCUUGAUUUCCCUUUUUCUGAGGUUUUAGGUUGGUUUUGCUUAGAUCAUAGCCAGAAUGGCCAACAUUAUGCCAAUUCCGACUGAAUCGUGCAAGGUUGGUUUCAUUGGAGCUGGGAAAAUGGCGGAGAGCAUUGCCAGAGGUGUCGUCAGUUCAGGCGUUUUGCCGGCUUCCCAAGUCCGGACUGCUCAUCUUGGCGCGAGGCGUUCAGUCUUUGAAUCAUUUGGAGUCAAAGUCUUUGAUCAGAAUAGUCAGGUAGUCCAAGAUAGCGAUGUAGUUAUAUUCUCCGUGAAACCUCAAGUUGUGAAAGACGUGGUGAUGCAGUUAAGGCCACUUCUUUCAGAGAAGCAGCUUUUAGUGUCGGUUGUCGCUGGAGUCAAGCUAAAAGAUUUGCAGGAGUGGGCAGGUCACAGUCGAUUCAUUAGGGUAAUGCCCAACACCCCAGCUGCUGUUGGUGUAGCUGCGUCUGUUAUUACUCUAGGGGAUGCAGCAACCAAGGAAGAUGGGGAAUUAAUCAGUAACUUAUUUGGAGCAAUUGGCAAAGUUUGGACAGCUCAGGAGAAGCUGUUUGAUGCUAUUACCGGCCUGAGUGCUAGUGGACCAGCAUACAUCUUCUUGGCGAUUGAAGCUUUAGCCGAUGGAGGCGUUGCUGCCGGUCUACCUCGUGAGCUCUCACUUGGUCUGGCUUCUCAAAUGGUACUGGGAGCAGCAUCAAUGGCAACAAGCACGGGCAAACACCCCGGCCAGCUCAAAGAUGACGUGGCGUCUCCUGGUGGCACGACCAUAGCCGGGAUUCACGAGCUGGAAAAAGCAGGCUUUCGAGGCAUUCUGAUGAAUGCGGUCGUCGCUGCUGCAAAGCGCAGCCAGGAGCUUUCUAAGAAUUAGGUUCCUGGUAACUUUUGCAAAGCCUUUACCCCACAUUACAAGCAUAUGUUCUCUAUUAUUCAUUCUCCUAUUUUUUUGUUAGGAUGUUAGCUGUGUUAGCUGUAUUGGUAUAAAAUUUUAUCUUCUUUAGCAGUUUGAGUAGGAAGAACAAUAGCAAUAUUUGAGCUAUUCAUUUGAAUUAGACUAAUAUGCACUAUUUCUCGAA
Messenger RNA from Salvia hispanica, 1197 nucleotides. Its product is annotated as pyrroline-5-carboxylate reductase-like. Gene Ontology annotation, biological process: L-proline biosynthetic process. NCBI's taxonomy places the organism in Eukaryota, Viridiplantae, Streptophyta, Magnoliopsida, Lamiales, Lamiaceae. The record is from RefSeq and is a predicted model, not a curated record. Gene Ontology annotation, molecular function: pyrroline-5-carboxylate reductase activity.